GUGUACCAUUAACCACCUACAGGUAAGUACUGUUCAUUCCAUGGACAGUGUACUGUUAACCAACUACAGGUAAGUACCGAUCAUUUGAUGGUCAUACUAUUGUUAACCAACUACAGGUAAGUACCCUUCAUUCCACAGACAGUGUAACAUUAACCAACUACAGGUAAGUACCGUUCAUUCCACAGACAGUGUAACAUUAACCAACUACAGGUAAGUACCGUUCAUUCCACUGAUAGUGUACCAUUAACCAACUACAGGUAAGUAACAUUCAUUCCACAGUCAGUGUACUGUUAACCACUUUUAUUGUCGAAAAGUUUAUUUCAAGUUUUAUACCACUGAUAGACUGGUUCUCUCGAUUGACUUUUUUAAGACCAAGCCUAUUUUAUUGAUUUGAAAAAAUUACCUUGUACACUUACAGUUGCAAGAGACAUUAAGAAAUUGGUUUACAGCGACAAAUAUUUCUGUCAACAGGUUCUAGUAGUGACAUCGCAUUCUCGAAUGAGAUUAAAAAUGUUUUACAGUGAGUGACCACAUUUAGGUGGUGAAAAAAUUGAGAUUGAAGCUGUGAAUUUUUUCCAAAAAUAAUAAGUAGUUUGCAGUAUACACCUUAAUAAGUAUUACUUAGGACGUUGAUUCUACUGACUUUAAAAGCACUGUAUUACAUGUACUUAUUUAUCAAAUAUUCAAAGAAAUUAUUGCAACAUGCAGUAGGAAUUUAUUUCCCUAACAAACAGUACAUUGAUUUUCACUUGAUUUCUAGACUGAAAUCAUUUGAAAUGUGAUAAUUUAAUUCAUGCAGAUUAGAUCAAUUCUAUGUGUAUAUGAUGAAGCCUUGAAUUUAUUGAUUAAAAUGAAAAUGUCGUAUGCUUUUGUCACAGAUGAACAACCAUAGUAGGAUGACCCCAUUUUAAAAGGAAAAUUAAUGUGGUUGAUUUAUUUAUAUGUGGCAGUGCUGUAAAACUGACAAUCUUGGUCUCAUAAUUAAUAUGUAAGCCACAAAUUAACUUUAAUGGGGUGUGUACAAGGUUUUAGUGAAUUUUGUAUAAGUUAAUUUGUAAUGCUUGAUAUGUACAGUUCUGAAGUGUCAAAAAGAUAGAGUGAUAUGAUAAUUAAAUCCGGGAAAGGUAAAAAAAAAUUGACACACACCUUUAAACAGAAAUUGACAUUAUCAAACAGGAGCGUUCUUUUUAGAAGUGUGAACCAAACUGAAUGUUAACACAGAUAACACAUGCUUUGGACUAUUCCUGGGAGUGAGGCCAUUGUUUUUUCAUCUUGUUUUUCUAUUUCCUGUCAAUUACAAAUGUAAAUUGUUGUAAUUUGGAUCUCUGAACAUUCCAUUAUUUUGUGAUGUGGCUUUAUUUCUCCGUUUCAUAAAAGAGACACUACGGAGAAGGGGAAUUGUAGAUCUGUUCGGAGUAAAAUUUGGAUGCCCAGUUGCCCACUUUUGGAAAGCCAAAGCCCAAAAUGAAGAAGCCCGGACGUUUGUUUUCGUUGGUGAUUGUUGUGUUGGCACUCGGGAUUGUCCUCACUCUGUUGAACAUCUACGAGCUUCAUAAGAUGAGGGAAACUGGGAACCUUCAGCAAGCUGUUCAGCCACAGACAGAGGGAAAGCCAGGGAAAUAUGCUGUCCGGACCCCCAUUGUGUGGGUGGAGGGAAAAAAGUUAGAGUCUGGCUACCUGAAGCAUGUGUUUGCUGUAUUUGACAGAAUUGGAUAUGCACUUGGCAAUGGCGAAUCUGACUGGGAUGUUCUCUGGUCUCAUGAGUAUCCAUUUGAAUCUCUGGCCAAGAAAAUGUCAGUUCUAAAACCUCACCAAAAGGUGAACCAUUUCCCGGGCUCUGGAUACAUAACCAACAAAGUCAGUCUGGCUGUGUCCACCAACCCCUUCAUACCCCGGGCCUUCAAGAUCCCCAAGGAGAAAAGACAAUUCCUCCAAUAUGCAGAGGAACACCCACACACGCUGUGGGUCCAGAAGAGAAAUAGCCAUAGGGGCAUCAAGAUCAAACAUGUGCAGGAAUUGGACUUGUCAGAUGACGGCUCUUUUGUUCAGAUGUUUGUGGAUAGACCGUUCCUUAUUGAUGGGAGAAAAUUUGACAUUGGUGUGUACACAACCUUGACCUCCAUUGACCCCCUGAGAGUGUACAUUCUGGAGUCCGAGGCAUUGUUCAGGUUCUGUUCCCAUGACUACUACCCAUUUGACGCCCGAGACAUCAAGAAGUAUGUCGUAGGGGAUGAUUACACACCAGUGUGGGAGAUUCCUUCACUUAAGAAGCUGUACAGAGAACUGAACUUUAACUUUAAGGAUGCUUUUAAUGCCUAUCUAGAUAUGAAAGGCCACAACUCUCGAAAGCUGUGGGCGGAUAUAACCUCAGCCAUCAAAACAGUGUACCUACAGAAGGAGGCUGCUCUCAUUUCUGCCACCAAUAAAUACACAUCGUCUAGAAAUUUCUUUGAAAUGGUUCGAUUUGAUUUUGCGUUGGAUGAGGAUUUGAAUGUUUACCUCAUGGAGGUGAAUAUGUCUCCCAACCUGUCAUCUGGUCACUUCCGAGAGAAUACCUUAAUGUAUGAACAGGUGGUGUUUAACCUGUUGAGUCUGGUCCUUGUCACCAGGCCGGUCAGCCAUGAUUUCUCACAAAGUUCUGAAGACGAGGCCAACAUGAGGGUGUCAGACAAAGACAUUUCUGUUUUCCCCGAAUGGUGCCUCAGUGCACAGUGCCUCCACAGCUGCGAAAAUGAGAUGUGUAAAUUAUGCAGUCCCUGUGUGUCUCUGUCUAUGAAGAAGACUCUGAAACUGGCGUACUUAGAACAUAUCAACAAAGGAAACUGUGGACGUGUUCUUCCUCAAAGAAUGUCAGGAGAGUUUGCAUUACAGUGGACUCCAUCCCACAGUGACCCGGAGUUCCACAGUCUGAACCAUAGAAACAAGCUGAUGUACAUGUGGUUUGUGGGCAAGUGUAGACAAAGCACCUCUUGGUGCUGAAACUUAGGUAACUACUGCCUCAGAGGCGAUACCUAUUGCAAACCACAGCCCCGGAGGAAGUGUGCCUGUAUAAUGCUUAAAGCUUACCCAGGGACACCCCAAGGAAAGCUGCAGCCUUAAGGAUGGUUGCUCAACAGAAAAUCCCCCAAGUUAGAUGACUAUGUUUUAAUGAAUGUACAAAUCAAGCCAUCUCAGAAACACUUUGAAAAUCUAUAUAGAUUUAUUCAUAAAUGAAUUUAAUCAAUUUAUCAUGUUUAUAAAUGCUAAAGUAGGGCAUUUUGUCCACAGAGACAUUAAUAUUACAUAUAUAUCUGCAGAAAAUUGAUGUGUUUGAAGCUACCUGGUAGAUGAAAUUUAACAGGCCAGUGUUGUUACAGGGGUUUUACAUUUUGGUUUUAUUGUAAGCUGUAAUAGAGAAAUUUUUUUUAUCUCUGAAGUGUAUUUUUAUUUUCAUUUCUUUGAGAACAGUGUUUUAGUAGCAGCAAUAAUGUAGCCCCAAACAUUUCAAACAUGUGAUAUUGACCAAAUAUAUCAUCUUUAUAGAAUGGCCUGGCACUUUUUGUACAACAAGACUCAUUAGAUUGUACUGUGUAAAUGAAAUGUGUAAAUGUAAUGUAUAAGUGUAAAUGUAAAUAUAAUGUGUAAAUGUGUAAAUGACUCUGUGAUAUAGAUUAGCUUUCACUUAACCACUGAAUUCAUUGUGUAUUGUUAUGAAAGUGAUUUAAAUUGCUCAAUGUUGAAUGCUUAUAAGCUGCUUAUAAGCUAUAUUAUUUUAUAAGUCAUAUCAUAAAACAUAAAUCAUAUCAUUUUAUUACCAAAGGUAUACAAUAUAUACAAAUACUGAAUAUCAGCAAACUGUUUUGUGCAAUACAUACCGAAUUGUGGUCUGAUUGAACAAUGAGAUUAAUAUCAACUGAAUCUCAAGUUUUACCAACUAUUGCAUAUAUUUAAUUUGUACGACAAGUGAUGUGAUAUACAUGUACAUUGUAUUUACUUUGUAUUCUGUUAUAUUGUAAAUUUUCUAUUAUCUUCCACUGUUUCAUACAACAAAGAAAGAAUUUUACACUUAUCUUUUUGUAGUUUUAGUAUCAUGUUAUACACUUUUAUUCUAUUACAAGGUCUACUUAAUUUAUUUAUUCAGUAUCCUGUGUUCAUGGAUGUCCAAAUACUGCGGUUCAUCAAUAUUCAUUGAAUACCAAUUUUCGUGGAUUUCGUUGUUAAAGCUGAACACCGCUCGUAAAUAGGCAAUGUCCGCCAUAUUUCUCUUUAAUCACUGCUGUUCCUACAACCCUUAUAUAAGGGACAGACCUCUAAACAGUUCAAAGUACUUCGCUGUAGAGGUCUCACCUGUGUGGACGUUCAUUUUGCUUCGCCGUGUUACCCGGUCGCGAUGAAAUUAUCAAAUUUUACACACUUUUUGAAGCCAGGAGAAUACUAACAUCAAAUAAAUUGGUCAAUGCAUUAUUUACGAACAGAAAAUGAACAUAAGAUAGGAAAAAAAUGCAUAAAAUCUAAAGACCACGAAAGGAAUGCUACAUGUCGGCCACGAGGUUCAGGUGUGCAAUCGGGUGUAACGAAAUCGAAGGGUUUAUAUACCAGGUAUCUGUGUGAUGGUGCCUAUUUACGAGCGGUGUUCAGCUUUAAGUUGAUCCACGAAAUUAAAUGUUCAUUGAAGUUCAAUAUCAACUAACAUUUUGUAUUGAUAGGAUCAUUGGCCACGAAAUUACGUAUCCUUGAAACUGUGGUUUUCAGAAAAUCCACGAAAAUUGAUACCCACGAAAAUUAAUGAAACCACAGUACUAGUACAGUAAAACUAGCAAAACACUCUAUAUGGCUAGUUCUCCAUUACUUGUAUUGAUGUUUUUCUAACACUCUCGGGUCCCAAGAUCCAGAUGUUUUAUCACAUCUUUUUCCUUAUAUCAAUGUUGUUAUCAUCAAUUUCUUUAGCUAAUUGUGGAAUAUUUAAAGUACAUGUACAGAAAUAGAUAUUAUCAACAUCUAUAUUUUUUUUAAGAAUAUUAAUUAUUAAUAGAGAUUUAUUUUCUAGGUGUUUUUUAUCACAUGCCCUGGCUAUUACAAUAAUCUAUCCCAGUUCUCAAUGAUUUUCAGAAGUUCAGUUCAUAGUAAUGUGUAUUAUGAAAGAACUUAUGCCUGAUAUCUUAAAAUUCUGAUUUUUAUGAAAUAUCUCUGUUUACAUUAUCUUGACACAGACUUUUUACAGUUACAAUUCAUAAUUAGCUAGUAGCUUGCGUAUAUACAGGAAUACAUCUACCAGCACUUCUUAUGUAAACUUUUUUGGGGUGUAUACUGAUGUACAUCUUUUCUUUUUAAGUUUUGCAUACUGUAAAUUCCUUAUAUUACACGAGUACUUAAUUCCGCGAUCCUGCUGUUUUGCAUCAAAUCGCGAGUAAGAAUAUAAAAUCACGAACGCGGGACAUAUAUUCAUAUUUCUGAUAGUCUUCAACUCUCAGAAAAUAAUAGCGAGGUUUUAAAAUCUGCGAUUUAACGCGGAUAUAAAUUCCUCGUGUUUAUUAAGGAAUUUACAGUAGUGCAAUAAUUUAAUAUUAAAGAGAAUUAUUUUAAUUUUUUUUAUUGUAUGUACUUAUGUAUUGGUACAUACUUGUAUACUCGGUGUGAAACAUACAGGGUCUUAGUUAACACAUCACGGUGAGCUGGUUUGUUGUAUAAUAUGUCGGGCACUACUGAGCCUUUUAACUAGCAAGGCAAUAUCUUAUUGAUAAUUUAAAAUUAUACAUGUGAAUGUGCACUCUCGACUAAGGUAAAGUAGAAGAAUUCUAAAUAUCUUACUAUAAGUGGGAGAAAUUAAUAUUCAUUGAUCUUUUAAAGGGGCAUGGUCACGAUUUUGGUCAAAAAUUAUUUUUCGAAAUUUUAUGUUUACAAUGCUUUAGUUAAGCAUUUUUAAUAAGCAACCAAAAUUUGAGUGUCGAUCGCUGAGUUAUAAGCGAGUUACAGAGCUUACAUUUCUUUGCAAUGUAAACAAAACGUUUGUUUACAUUUUAAAUGUUGGAGUGAAAAUUCCAGUUUUAAACUUAAAAUGAAUGUGUUAAACGUUAAAAACAAUUUAUUUAUGCUUAAAAUGAAUAAGGAGAUAGACUAAUCAGCUUAAAAAAGAUUUUUUACUGGUAUAUUGAACGUAUGUAAACAUAAACACGGCACGAGCCUUGUUUACAUGACAAUGAAUUGUGAGCGCUGUAUCUUGCUUAAAACUCUACAACUGGCCCUCAAUUUUUUUUUAAUCAUUAGAAAUGCAUUUCUAAAGCAUUUUAAAUAAUAAAAACAGGAAAAUAAAAUCGUGACCAUGCCCCUUUAAAAGAUAGAAAUAUAUGUUACUUACAUGUACAAAUGACUUGUUUUUUUUUACGGUUGAAUAAGAAUAGAUUGUAAAAUAAAACACUAUAGUUCAUUUCUCAUACUUUAGAUACGUUCAAUUUUUGUGGGUACCAUUCAUCCAUAAGUAAGCAUCUGUGAUGAAUCAUGAAAUUUGAUCAUUAUCUAUUUUUUUUAUGAAAAUGAAUCCAUUUAAAUACAUUCCAAGCACAAAGUUGUAAGAAAAAUGAGUGGCAAUCCAUGAAAAUUGGUUCUCAUAAAAGCAGACAUGUAAUGUUUUCAUGAAGAUAUAAAUGUAUUGUUACAUAAUUAUAUGAUGCAAUUAAUUCCUGUUGUUGAAUUUUUGUCAAAUUGUUAUCAGAACAGAAUAAAAAAGAAGUUAAAUAUUACUACAAAGAAA
Magallana angulata is the source of this 6727-nucleotide messenger RNA. Its product is annotated as probable tubulin polyglutamylase ttll-15. Bases 1465 to 2979 code for a protein of 504 amino acids. Gene Ontology annotation, biological process: protein modification process. The record is from RefSeq and is a predicted model, not a curated record. NCBI's taxonomy places the organism in Eukaryota, Metazoa, Mollusca, Bivalvia, Ostreida, Ostreidae. The transcript has 15 exons.